GCAUUUUCAGUGUUUUAACUCUUAGUGCCGCUGUUGGUUUAGAAUUACAUGAAGUGCAUGGUGCGAUGUUUUAGAAAGAUGCUGCUUACCGCCGUCUACAAAUAGAAUCUUCCCUUGUUUAACGUACAGCAGGAGGGUUUUUUUUAACCAGCUGGAUUCCACAAAACAUUUUGCCUGUAAGAUUUCGGAUUUUUAAGAUGGCUAGUUGGAAUUCGUGGUAUAGGGAUACUCGUCGAAAGAUCUCUACUCAACUAAAAUGGCAGACACUGUGUUUCUUUUUUUGUGUCUACGGGAUGGAGGUCGUCGAUUGUCAUGCACGGCACUUAAUCCCAGAAGAGAUGCAAGAAGGCUCCUUUGUGGGAAACAUCGCCAAAGAUUUGGGAAUUGACAUAAGUAGACUGGUUUCAGGAAAAGCUCGCGUUGUAACAAAGGGAGGUCGCCAAUAUGUCGAACUGAUCAGAGACAAAGGCACUCUGGUAGUGAAGGAGAGGUUAGACCGAGAGGAGCUCUGCAAGCAAACAACGCCCUGCAGCUUCAGUUUUGAUCUGAUUAUUGAAAACCCAAUUGAGCUCCAUCGUGUAAUAGUUGAAGUUCAAGAUAUAAAUGAUAAUGCGCCAGCAUUCCCUAAAAGUUCUGUCAGUUUGGAAAUCAGCGAAAAUACAAUAUCAGGGACACGCUUUCCAUUGGACAGCGCUGUAGAUUUGGACGUUGGAAUAAAUGGCAUACAACGCUAUGAGCUUUCUCCAAAUGAUAACUUCAAAUUAGAAAUAAAUAGUCAGGUUGACGGAAGCAAACAGGUAGAACUCAUUUUGCAGCGUGAACUGGAUCGGGAAGAACGUGAUGAGCUUCAGCUACUUGUCACUGCAUCCGAUGGAGGAUCACCAAAAAAAUCUGGCACAGUUCAAAUCCAUGUUACUGUGCUGGAUAUUAAUGAUAAUGCUCCGGUAUGUAAGCAGUCCGAAUAUAAAGUUGAUGUUUUCGAAACGUCUGCAAUCUUAACAACUGUAAACGCUGUUGACGCUGAUGAUGGAAUAAAUGGACAAAUAAUAUACUCCAUUGCUCAAGCUAGCAAAGAGGCUAGGGAUCUAUUUGCAAUAAAUCAAGAAACAGGAGAUUUAAAAACGCUGAGAACUUUAGAUUAUGAGAAUGAAAGAAGCUAUGUCAUAAAUAUAAAAGUAAAAGACAAAGGUGGUCUUGCAAAUACCUGCAAAGUAGUAAUUGACGUUGUUGAUGAAAACGAUAACUUUCCCACCAUACAGCUUAUGUCAUUUUCUAACACCAUUGCUGAGAAUUCUCCAUUGGGAAGUACAGUAGCUGUCAUUGAUGUAGAGGACGCAGACUCUGGCAAAAAUGGAGUCGUGCAGUGCAAAAUAAAUGAUAAUCUACCGUUUAAAAUAGAAUCAACAUUUUCGGAUUACUAUGCUUUAAUUACUGACGAUCUUCUUGAUCGAGAAAAUAUAGCUGAAUACAACAUAACUAUUUUGGUGAUCGAUCAAGGAAUCCCUGCUUUACACAGUAACAAAACAUUGACUGUUAAGAUUUCUGAUGUAAACGACAACCCACCCGUUUUCAUGGCUGAAAAGUAUAAAACAUUUAUUACUGAAAAUAACUCACCAGGCGUGGCUGUACUAACAGUUAAAGCCAGUGAUGCUGACUGGGGUCCGAAUUCUCGAGUGUCAUAUUUUUUAGACGAUAGUAAUGUAAUGGGCAACUCAGUGAGUUUGUUUGUAUCCAUUAAUUCAGAUAGCGGACAGGUACAUGCUGUGAGGUCGUUUGAUUAUGAGCAAAUGAAGAGCUUUACUUUUAACGUGACUGCGCGAGACGGUGGAUCUCCUCCAUUAAGUUCGGAAGUUGUGGUAACCAUCAUGGUUCAAGAUCAGAACGACAACGCUCCUCAGGUUCUGUAUCCAGUACAGACUGGUGGCUCUCUGGUGACUGAGAUUGUCCCUCGUUCAGCAGAUGUUGGCUAUCUUGUGACUAAAGUUGUGGCUGUUGAUGUGGACUCUGGACAGAACGCCUGGCUCUCCUACAAACUACAAAAAGCUACAGACAGGGCGCUGUUUGAAGUUGGCUCACAGAAUGGAGAGAUACGGACUGUGCGCCAGGUCACUGAUAAAGAUGCUGUAAAACAGAAGCUCACUGUUGUUGUGGAGGAUAACGGACAGCCAUCUCGUUCAGCUGUAGUAAAUAUUAAUGUAGCUGUAGCGGACAGUUUUCCUGAAGUGCUGUCAGAAUUCACAGACUUUACACAUGGCAAGGAAUACAACGAUAACCUGACGUUUUAUUUAGUUUUAGCACUGGCAACUGUUUCUUUCCUGUUCAUUACGUGUGUAGUUGUUAUAAUAUCGGUCAAGAUCUAUAAGUGGAAACAAUCUCGCAUUUUCUAUCAGUCCAAUCUCCCAGUUAUCCCAUACUAUCCACCCGGUUACACAGACACUGGAGUUACUGGAACUCUGACGCACAUCAACAACUAUGACAUUUGUAUGACUACUAACUCGAGAAAAAGUGAUUGUAAAUAUUCUACACUUGGUGCACAGAGUGUAUUAGUGUUCGACCAAAGUUUUACAGAGACUCUAGAGCGUGCCAUGACGGAAAAAGAACUUCUUGAAGAUCCUGGAUCUCCAGAUACGGUAGGACGUUGAUUUGUUUGUUGUUUUAAUUUGCAAACUCAUUCCAUUCUUUACGUUAUGUUCAGGUACUUCUUUCUUUUUCUUGUCCAAAAUAAGUCCCUGACUGAGCAUUCCUGAAGCUUCGUCACUGACACAUAGAACUUAGUAUGAGUUAAUUUGUAUUCCGUUUAACUUGUCAGUAAAUUAUAUCUAUGUAUGUAUGUAUAUAUACAGUAUAUAUGUGAUAAUUAUAUACCUUGGUUGCGUUUAACGUACGCCGACAGAGGCUAGCAUUGAACAGGUGGUACAAUGCGUCCUUAAACUAACGCCUGAAGUACGACCGUUUCCCUAAACCGUCGUGCUGUGUUGUUACCCCGGCAGUCUGAACUAUGUUGAUUUAAACUACAAAAAAAUAUAGAAGUUGUCACCAAAAUCAGGUUAUUAAUAUAUUAUUCAGGCUAUUCGUAAUACAUUCACCACCAGCUGCUACAGUAAUAUUAAUAGAAUUAACAACUGAAUGAAUUAAUCUUAAAAACUAUUACAAAUAAGUAUAUUAUUAGGCAACGUUUCUAAUAAAAAAAUACAUAUUAGCAAUUUCAGUGCAUUUAUUGACGCCAUCUAAAACAUUGAGUUAAAAAAAAUCUAUUACAGUCCUGAUGCAGGUGAUUAGCGAAUUUUAGUGGUUCAAUGCUAUAAACGUGUAAAAGAAGCCGUAUAAAGACGGGCUGUAUUGUGUACACAGACAUGGCUUCAAAACUCUUCAAAAAAUCCUUAUGGCACGCAACAGUAUUAGACGUUAUCCUAACGUAUAAUGUUUGUCAUAUGACCUCAUGACCAAUAUUCAACCUGAAAUUAAUGUCUAUUGACGUUGGUGGCCAGAAAGGCUCAGCUGAAUCACGGUGGUUGCGGACGUUAGGUGGGCAGUUUUGAGAAACAUUUGAGUAGCUUAAUAAUAGUUCGCACUAUGUGAGUUACUAAAGUGGUUAGCUCCAUAGUGGGAAACAGCUGCAUCGCCACUGCAUCUUUCAGAGUAUGUAAGUUGCUAUGGUACUUAGUAACUAUAUGAUUUAGGGAAACACACUCCUGUUGGUUAGAGACAGAGUCGCAUACAUCUUCCCACCAUUCCCUCUUUCGUCUCAAUUCGGCGCUGUUCUCCUUUCUAGUGCUGAAAUGUGUAACUCGAGAAAAAAGUGAUUAAAUAAAGUGUAUUAGUAGUGGACCAACGCCUCAGGGAGACUCUACAGCGUGAAAUUAAGAAAAUAAACUCCUUGAAGACCCAGAUUAUCCAGAUAUAGUAGGACAUUGAUUUGUUUAGGGUUUUGGUUUGCAGACUCAUUCCAUUCUUCGUGCUAUGCUUAGGUAUUUCUUUCUUUCUCAUGAACAAAAUUAGUAAUUCCUAACUCUUAAUUAGGAGUGCAUUUUAUAACAGUGUUCACUGAAUCAUUGGUGAAUGAUUCUCAACGAUGUUUAGGGUUGUUGUCUUGUUGAAGUA
This is a messenger RNA of Astyanax mexicanus (Mexican tetra), 4101 nucleotides long. RefSeq names its product protocadherin beta-16-like. Gene Ontology annotation, molecular function: calcium ion binding. Gene Ontology annotation, biological process: homophilic cell-cell adhesion. The transcript has a single exon. The record is from RefSeq and is a predicted model, not a curated record. NCBI's taxonomy places the organism in Eukaryota, Metazoa, Chordata, Actinopteri, Characiformes, Acestrorhamphidae. Bases 198 to 2642 code for a protein of 814 amino acids. Gene Ontology annotation, cellular component: plasma membrane.